AUGGUACAUCCUGUAAAAACCCGGUCUAAAGCCGUCACUGCACAUAAGCAGAAGGAGCUUAAUUCCGUCGCUUCUGAGCUGUCUGCACGGCAGGAGGAGAGUGAACAUUCUCAUAAACAUUUAAUUGAACUCCGCCGGGAAUUUAAGAAAAAUGUACCUGAGGAAAUCAGAGAGAUGGUGGCUCCUGUAUUAAAAAGCUUCCAAGCUGAGGUGGUGGCUCUUAGUAAGAGAAGUCAGGAGGCUGAAGCUGCUUUCCUGAGUGUUUACAAGCAAUUAAUUGAAGCACCAGACCCUGUGCCUGUGUUUGAGGCGACACGCAGCCCAGACGACAGACUGCAGUCCCCCAGCUUCGACCCCAGCGGGCAGCCGCGGCGAGACCUCCACACUUCGUGGAAGAGACACCCUGAGCUCCUCGGCCCCAAAGAGCAGAGAGAGGGGACAUCACCGGCCGGGCCCACGCUGACCGAGGGGAGCCGCCUCCCAGGCAUUCCCAGCAAAGCUCUCCUGACUGAAACUUUGCUGCAGAGAAAUGAGGCGGAGAAACAAAAGGGCCUUCAAGAAGUACAGAUCACUUUGGCAGCCAGACUGGGGGAGGCCGAGGAGAAGAUCAAGGUGCUACAUUCAGCGUUAAAGGCCACGCAGACAGAGCUGCUGGAGCUGCGGCGGAAAUACGAUGAGGAGGCGGCAUCCAAGGCAGAUGAAGUUGGCCUGAUCAUGACCAACCUGGAGAAAGCUAAUCAGAGAGCCGAGGCUGCCCAGCGGGAGGUGGAAAGUCUUCGGGAACAACUCGCCUCCGUCAACAGCUCCAUCCGCCUGGCCUGCUGCUCCCCACAGGGACCCAGCGGAGAUAAGGUGAACUUCGCGCUGUGUUCAGGCCCGCGGCUGGAGGCUGCCCUGGCCUCCAAGGAUCGGGAGAUCCUGCGGCUGCUGAAGGACGUGCAGCACCUCCAGAACUCUCUGCAGGAGCUGGAGGAGACCUCGGCCAACCAGAUUGCAGACCUGGAGCGGCAGCUCACAGCCAAGUCCGAGGCCAUCGAAAAGCUGGAAGAGAAGCUCCAGGCACAGUCUGACUAUGAGGAAAUUAAAACAGAGCUGAGCAUCCUGAAAGCCAUGAAGCUGGCCUCCAGCACCUGCAGCCUACCCCAGGGCCUAGCCAAGCCCGAAGACUCACUGCUCAUGGCAAAGGAGGCCUUCUUCCCCGCGCAGAAAUUUCUUCUGGAAAAGCCUGGUCUUUUAGCCAGCCCUGAGGAGGACCCUUCGGAGGAUGAUUCCAUCAAGGACUCUCUGGGCACAGAACAGUCCUACCCAUCCCCUCCACAGCUCCCACCACUGCCAGGGCCUGAAGACCCCCUGUCCCCCAGCGCAGGGCAGCCCUUACUGGGCCCCAGCCUGGGCCCCGAUGGCCCUCGGACUUUCUCGCUGUCCCCCUUCCCCAGCCUGGCUUCGGGGGAGAGACUGACAGGGGACGCGCUGCUCUCCAAGCACAUGAUGCCCCCGGCCGCCUUCAAGGGGGAGGCGGGGGGCCUGCUGGUGUUCCCUCCGGCCUUCUACAGCGCCAAGCCCCCCACAGCCCCUGCCACCCCAGCCCCUGGCCCUGAGCCGCCUGGAGGCCCCGAGCCAGCAGAUGGUGGUGGGGGCGGCAUGGCCACGACAGGGGCCGGAGCAGAGGAGGAGCAGCUGGACACAGCAGAGAUCGCGUUCCAGGUGAAGGAGCAGCUGCUCAAACACAACAUCGGGCAGCGGGUGUUCGGCCACUAUGUGCUGGGCCUGUCCCAGGGUUCAGUCAGCGAGAUCCUGGCCCGGCCCAAGCCCUGGCGCAAGCUCACAGUGAAGGGCAAGGAGCCCUUCAUCAAGAUGAAGCAGUUCCUGUCGGAUGAGCAGAACGUGCUGGCUCUGAGGACCAUCCAGGUGCGGCAGCGAGGCAGUAUCACUCCGAGAAUCCGCACACCAGAGACCGGCUCGGACGACGCCAUCAAGAGCAUCCUGGAGCAGGCCAAGAAGGAGAUCGAGUCACAGAAGGGGGGUGAUCCGAAGACUUCAGCGACCCCAUUGAGCAUCUCCAAUGGCACAGCCCCCACCAGCACCUCAGAAGAUGCCAUCAAGAACAUUCUGGAGCAAGCGCGCCGUGAGAUGCAAGCGCAGCAGCAGGCCCUGCUGGAGAUGGAGGCAGGCCCGCGGGGCCGCUCAGUGCCUCCCUCGCCCCCAGAGCGCGGCGCCUCCUUGGCCGCCACGAGCCAGAACGGGGCCCCGACCCACGUCAAGCAGGAGCCCACCGUGCCGCCCCUGACCCCCGAGCAGUACGAGCUCUACAUGUACCGUGAGGUGGACACGCUGGAGCUGACGCGCCAGGUCAAGGAGAAGCUGGCCAAGAACGGAAUCUGCCAGAGGAUCUUCGGGGAGAAGGUGUUGGGCCUGUCCCAGGGCAGCGUGAGUGACAUGCUGUCCCGGCCGAAGCCGUGGAGCAAGCUGACGCAGAAGGGGCGGGAGCCCUUCAUCCGCAUGCAGCUGUGGCUCUCGGACCAGCUUGCCCAGGCCAUCGGCCAGCAGCCCAGCGCCUCCCAGGCCAGUCCCACCGAACCAAGGUCCUCGCCAUCCCCACCCCCUAGCCCCACGGAGCCACCGGAGAAGAGCUCGCAGGAGCCCUUGAGCCUGGCACUGGAGAGCAGCAAGGAGAACCAGCAGCCAGAGGGACGCCCCAGCUCCUCACUGGGUGGAAAGAUAUACUCGAGCAGCCAGACCACAGGGGGCAUCCAGGAGAUUGUGGCCAUGUCCCCCGAACUGGACACAUACUCCAUCACCAAGAGGGUCAAAGAGGUCCUCACAGACAACAACCUAGGGCAGCGGCUGUUCGGGGAGAGCAUCCUGGGGCUGACGCAGGGCUCCGUGUCUGACCUGCUGUCCAGGCCCAAACCCUGGCACAAGUUAAGCCUGAAGGGGCGGGAGCCCUUUGUGCGCAUGCAGCUGUGGCUCAGUGACCCCCACAAUGUGGAGAAGCUGAGGGACAUGAAGAAGCUGGAGAAGAAAGCCUACCUGAAGCGCAGGUACGGCCUCAUCAGCACCGGCUCAGACAGUGAGUCUCCAGCCACCCGCUCCGAGUGCCCCAGCCCUUGCCUGCAGCCCCAGGACCUCAGCCUCCUGCAAAUCAAGAAGCCCCGAGUGGUGCUGGCCCCUGAGAAGAAGGAGGCGCUGAGGAAGGCCUACCAGCUGGAGCCCUACCCCUCCCAGCAGACCAUCGAGCUCCUCUCCUUCCAGCUCAACCUCAAGACCAACACCGUCAUCAACUGGUUCCACAACUACAGGUCCCGGAUGCGCCGGGAGAUGUUGGUGGAAGGGUCCCAAGAGGAACCAGACCUCGAGCCCAGUGGGGGUCCUGGCAUCCUGCCACCAGGCCAUUCCCACCCAGACCCCACCCUGCCGAGCCCUGACUCUGAGGCUGAGGACCAGAAACCUACCGUGAAAGAACUAAAGCUCCAGGAGGGUCCCGAGGAGAGCAUCACACCCCUGACCCCCCAGGACAAGGCUCAAGUGAGGAUUAAGGAGGAACAGACUGAGGAGACUGCCGAGGAGGGGGCAGGCGGCCAGCUCCGGGAUUCAGAGGAGCCAGACGAAGGCCAGGGUUCCUCCACGGAGGUGCAUCCCGACCCUCUGGGUAACGACGGACUCCCAAAAGCAGCCCCAGGGCUGCUCCUUCCCGGCGGGACCACCCCAGCCUGCCCCUCACUGCAGCCCCCCCAGGAGAGCGAGGGUGGGGAGCGGCUCCACCCAGACCCUCUAAGUUUUAAGUCGGCCUCAGAGUCCUCACGCUGCAGCCUAGAAGCGUCACUGAACUCACCCUCGGCUGCCUCCUCGCCGGGCCUCAUGAUGUCUGUGUCCCCAGUCCCCUCCUCCUCAGCUCCCAUCUCCCCCUCCCCACCCGGCGUCCCCCCCAACAAAGUGCCGAGUGCCAGCCCCACUGCCGACACGGCCGGAGCCUUGCACCCCAGCGCCAAGGUGAACCCCAACUUGCAGAGGCGGCACGAGAAGAUGGCCAACCUGAACAGCAUCAUCUACCGGCUGGAGAGGGCUGCCAAUCGGGAGGAGGCUCUGGAGUGGGAGUUCUAAAGGCGGGGGCGCCCUGGGCGGCCACCCUCCCCCUCACACCCCUUUCUCCCAGACGAGGCGACGUAAGGAAAGGAGGAGCUUCACCACCACGACGUGGACAGCACCUUUAGGCCAUCUACAUUUUGCUGUAAUCCUAGUUCUGCGAAGCUGCGAGUGAGCAGGUGGGGCGGGUGCCGCUGCCGCCUCUUUUCAGCAGCCCCGGCCCCAGGGAGCACCCUCUUCUCCACCCGGAUCUCUCCGCAGGAGACAGAAGCGAAGUGGCGCCACAGUUUCACCUGGAAACUCACAACUCUUUUAGAAAAAUAAAUAAAUAUUUAUAGACCUCUUUUAGAUAUUUUAAUAAAGGAUCCUUUGGAAUUUAUUCCCAGCCAAUGCUGUUUUGAUAUUACAGAGAGUUAUAAAAUCAGGACGCUGUCACAACUGUUGCGAAGUAUACACUGAAGUUGUGUCGUUUUUGCCACUAGAUGAGAUUAAAAGAAGACAAUUGUUCAAAGCCAUCACAAAACACUAUAAGACUGACCAAAAUUUAGAUAAACUUUGAUCCGCGGUUUUUUUUCCACGUCUGUCUGUGAGACACAGUGCGUUGCUACCGUCCUUCCAGAAACCGUGCUGAAAAGAGAAAGUCCAAAAGACUCUAAAUGAAAACCCUGAUGCCGUUGAGGAUGUGUUUCAUUCUGGUGGUCUGUUUUGCAACCUUGACAGCACAGAAUGUCCCGUGCCGUUGUAAAUGUUGUAGAGAUGUGGGCUGUGGCCGACCAUCCUAUCCAAGAUGUAACCAAACAAACUGCUUACAUUCCCUCCAGUCAGAAACCCGUGGGCCGUGGAGGCUGGACAUCCAUCUCAUCUAUCUGGAUCCUUUGGAAACCGGGGUAUGGCG
This is a messenger RNA of Vicugna pacos (alpaca), 4978 nucleotides long. NCBI's taxonomy places the organism in Eukaryota, Metazoa, Chordata, Mammalia, Artiodactyla, Camelidae. The record is from RefSeq and is a predicted model, not a curated record.